AUGGGCCCGCUGGACCGGAUCCAAUUCCCCUUCAUCGUCAUCGACGAAGCGGCCCAAGUGAUCGAGCCUGCGGUGAUCCUGCCGUUGGGGAAGGGUGCCGUGCAGGCGGUUCUGGUUGGCGACCAGUGUCAGUUGCCGGCCACCGUGCUCUCCCAGGAGGCGCAGAAAGGAGGCCUAGACAUUUCAAUGUUCGACCGGCUCCUCUCCAUGGGCAUGGAGGUGCAGUUCCUCAGCGAGCAAUACCGCAUGCACCCGCAGAUCGCGUCCUUCUCUUCCUGGCGCUUUUAUCGCGGCGAGCUGAAGAGUGCCGUGAGCGAGUCGCAGCGUCAGCUGCCGCGCGGAUUUGUUCUGAGCUCCCAUGUGGUGCUCCUGCACGUGGAGGCCAGAGAGCAAUCGCGAGGUUCUUCGAAGAGAAACGUGGAUGAAGCUGCUUGCGCAGCGUGGCUGGUUCAGGAGAUGGUGAAGGUGUGGGGGAGAUUGAAGGGCGACGAGGUGGGUGUGAUUAGCCCCUAUGCGGCACAGGUGGCGGACAUCCGAAACGCCCUUCCACCUCAAGCGAGAGAUGCAGUCCAAGUCUCUUCGGUGGACGCCUUUCAGGGCUGUCAGAAGGAUGUCAUCAUCUUGAGCCUGGUGCGCGCCAAUCCUCGCGGCGACGUGGGCUUCGUGUCGGACUGGCGGCGCUUGAACGUGGCGUUGACUCGGUCGCGGAGGCUGUGCAUGAUUUUGGCCCACCUGCCCACCUGGCUCACGGCUGAAAGCGCUCUCUUGAGGGAUUGGAUAGGAUUUCAUCCGGCCAUUGUAGCAGAGGUCAAAGCCUUUGAGAGGCAAAAUCGUGGUGGACUUACUGCACUCCCACCUGAGAUUGAGAAGCAGGUCACCAUGCUCCGCGACGAGUUCGCGCGGAAUCGGCCGGCGGCAGCAAAAUUGCCCCGCGUCUCCGUGGCCGCCAAAGGCGGCGGCACAGAUGCGGCCACGGCCAAGCGGAAAGCCUUGGAUGCGGCACGGGCCUUGUCAGAAGCGAUCAGCAAGGCAGAGGAGGAAGCUUUAGAAGCCGCCCUCCUUCAGGCACAUGAUGCUGGCAUCAUGAACAGCACAGUGGAAGAAGCAGAGGACCGAUAA
This is a messenger RNA of Durusdinium trenchii, 1119 nucleotides long. NCBI's taxonomy places the organism in Eukaryota, Dinophyceae, Suessiales, Symbiodiniaceae. The record is from the annotation of a GenBank genome assembly.